This is a messenger RNA of Anguilla anguilla (European eel), 1251 nucleotides long. RefSeq names its product lymphocyte expansion molecule-like. Lineage: Eukaryota; Metazoa; Chordata; Actinopteri; Anguilliformes; Anguillidae. Bases 1 to 1194 code for a protein of 397 amino acids. The transcript has 10 exons. The record is from RefSeq and is a predicted model, not a curated record.
AUGGAUGAAAAAAAAUUCAGAGGAGCCCCGUUUGGGACACAGCUGAUGAGGUUUGAUGUAUCUGGCAUCUACCCUGCCUUAAAGAAAACAGGAACGUACACAGAGAUUCCUUACUGCAAGACGAGGACAACUGAGCUGGAGAGGAAUCUGGGCCCAGGCAGGUACAACGUGGACACGGGUGACUUCAGUGCCCGAGUCCUGCAGAAACGGGCAAAGGGUCUGGGCUGGAGGAGAGCGCAGGAGGUGGCCUGGCUGGCAAACGUGCCCCACGUGCUGUAUGAGGAGGCCUGGGAGCACAAGCGCUUCCUGAAAUCAAAAGUAGGGCCUGGAAGCUACAGGAUUGCUGAUUUCAUGGAGCUGCUGCAGAAGAGGCCACGGAGUGUCAGAGGCGUGUGUGAGAGCAGGGAGGAGAGAUUCAAAAGCCUCUAUGCACAGACUCCAGGCCCAGGGAGUUAUGGGAAGGGUGGCAUACCCUCGGCUGUGCUGGAUGAGAAGAGGAUGCAGUUGACAGGGACUUGUCCCACGAUGGACUUUGGCCCCACAGUGGAGCGAUUACUAGAGCCCAAAAGGGACUGUGGUGUAGGUCCUGGUACCUAUAACUUGAAGACCUCUAUUGACGUACUCCUGAAUCGGCGCUGUGACCACAAAUCCAUCCCAAGUGGACACUUACCUGACCCGAAAACAUCAAAUGUAGACCCAGGUGAGGAAAUCAGAGGUGUAAGUUCGUUUGUGGAAGAGCUGGACAGACCAGAAAAGAGGAAACAUGGGCUGUUCAGCAGGAUGUGUCGGAACCCUGAGUGUCCUACGGAGAGGAUUUAUCACAGUACCCUGGCCCAAUGCCCUCGCCCAGCGUCGUUUCCUGGGCCUGGCUGGUACACCGUACGCCCCUUGUCUGGAGCAGUAAAUCGGGAUCCACCUCCUUUCCAGUCUUCCGCCCCUCGUAACAGUGAGAGGGCAGAGAGACUGCAGAGCGGCAACCAUAACAACUGCAUUCUGGGUCCAGGAACAUACAACAUUGCCAAGAAAGAUCAACAAACAACAUUACACAGCCAUCAUUCUGCUUUCAAGUCACGUACGCAGAGAUACCUCCACAACCCAGAGAGAGACAAGUUUAACCAGGAGAGACUGCAACCCAUACACUUUCCCGUAAACAAGGGGUCUUACCUGAAGUCCCAGGACACAUCCACCCACUGAGAAAGCCUUAACUGGUGGCCCCAGAUGCACUCACCCGCUGGGCUCAGAAGUCAGAGC